CCAACCUACUCUCUCCUCCUCUUCGUCUCUGGUCUUUCUCAUUAAUAAUUAAAAAAAGUCAAAUUAUAUUUUACAAAAGGAUCCGGCGGAGUAGCCGGGUCCGAUCUCGGGUUUGGGUCAGUUGAUAUCAUCGCUGCUAAUGGUGAGUGUAUUGAUUUGCCUUUGAAAAAUCCAUCGCUGCGGUUUUGUUUCUGGCUAAGUGUGCAGGACUCUCAGUUGUGGGAGUUGAGAUAGCGAGGUGGCCCGAUGGGUUCCAAGUCAUGGCUGCAUCCCGCUCCCACUUACAGGCCCUUGGAGACGUAUUGGGACACUGAUGAAGAUGCGCCCGGCCCGCGUUGCGGCCAUACUCUCACCGCCGUUGCGGCGACUAAGACGCAUGGCCCUCGGUUGAUUCUCUUCGGCGGCGCCACCGCCAUCGAGGGCGGUGCAUCCGCUUCCGCUCCUGGCAUCAGGUUAGCUGGUGUGACCAAUUCAGUUCAUUCUUAUUGUGUUUUGACAAGAAAGUGGACCAGGAUCAGGCCAGCGGGAGACCCGCCAUCUCCUAGGGCUGCGCACGCCGCAGGUGCUGUGGGGACUAUGGUUGUUUUUCAGGGUGGUAUUGGUCCUGCUGGGCAUUCUACUGAUGACCUCUACGUGCUUGAUUUGACUAACGAGAAGUUGAAGUGGCACAGAGUGGUUGUGCAAGGACCAGGUCCCGGACCUCGCUAUGGCCAUGCUAUGGACUUGGUUGCUCAAAGAUAUCUUGUUACAGUCAGUGGCAAUGACGGGAAAAGAGUUCUCUCUGAUACUUGGGCACUGGAUACUACUCAGAAACCAUAUGCAUGGCAGAAAUUGAACCCAGAGGGUGAUAGACCUUCUGCUAGAAUGUAUGCAACAGCCAGUGCUCGUUCGGAUGGCAUGUUUAUGCUUUGCGGUGGGAGAGAUUCCUCUGGCACGCCUUUAUCAGAUGCUUAUGGGCUGCUACUGCAUAGGAAUGGUCAGUGGGAAUGGACCCUUGCUCCUGGGGUGGCUCCUUCACCAAGAUAUCAACAUGCUGCGGUAAGUUAUUAGGUACAAUCCAGCAAUCCGAGCUACCUAAUUAUAUUCUAUCAAUUUUUUCUCAGUUUUUUCUUUUGAGUAGUUCUUGACACUGCUGCUGGAGUCUGGUUGGAUAGAAAUGGACUAGUGACUUCUCCCCGUGGUGGCAAGGGGCAUGCUGAUCAAGAUCCUUCUUUGGAACUUAUGCGACGUUGUCGGCAUGCAUCUGCCUCUGUUGGUGUUCGUAUCUAUGUCUCCGGUGGCUUAAGAGGAGAUGUGCUGCUAGAUGAUUUUUUAGUUGCAGAAAAUUCACCAUUUCAGUCUGACAUCAAUUCCCCCAUAUUGACAUCUGAAAGAGCACCAACAGUGACUAAUCCCAAAAUUAAUCAAUAUAGUUUAAGUCCUUACACAACACCCCCUUCAGAUUCUGGACAAGAGGCCCUACCAUCUGAGAACAUGAGCAUGGACAAAAGCUCUCUGGAAAAACUGAGGGAGGCUUCUGCUGCUGAAGCUGAGGCAGCUAGUGCGGUCUGGCAAGCUGCACAGGCAGCAUCUGCCAUUUCUGCUGAGGAAACAUCUGUCUCUGAUGAUAGCUCAACUGCUGCGGAAACAACUUCAGAUGGCACUGACGCUGAAGUAGAUGUUCGUCUUCAUCCUAGAGCUGUUGUUGUUGCCAAAGAGGCUAUGGGGAAUCUUGGUGGUAUGGUAAGGCAGUUAUCCCUGGAUCAGUUUGAAAAUGAGAGUAGAAGAAUGGUUCCCGUGAACAAUGAUCUUUCAUAUCCAACCAAGAAGUUCUCUAGGCAAAAGUCUCCUCAAGGAUUGCAUAAAAAGGUUAUUUCUACAUUGCUUAGACCUCGAAACUGGAAAGCUCCUGCAAAUAGAAGAUUUUUCUUGGACUCUUAUGAAGUUGGUGAACUUUGUUAUGCGGCUGAACAACUAUUUAUGCAUGAGCCUACGGUUCUUCAGUUGAAAGCACCCGUAAAAGUCUUUGGUGAUUUACAUGGGCAAUUUGGUGAUCUAAUGCGGCUUUUUGAUGAAUAUGGAUUUCCUUCAACUGCAGGGGACAUAACGUAUAUUGAUUAUCUAUUUUUGGGAGAUUAUGUUGAUCGGGGACAGCACAGUUUGGAGACGAUAACUUUGCUGCUUGCUUUAAAGAUUGAGUAUCCUGAGAAUGUUCACUUGAUUCGUGGAAAUCAUGAAGCUGCAGACAUAAAUGCACUCUUUGGUUUUCGCCUCGAAUGCAUUGAAAGAAUGGGGGAGAAUGAUGGAAUAUGGGCAUGGACCCGGUUCAAUCAGCUUUUCAAUUAUCUUCCAUUGGCUGCACUUGUUGAAAAGAAAAUUAUCUGUAUGCAUGGUGGCAUAGGGAGAUCGAUACAUUCUGUGGAACAGAUUGAGAAGCUUGAAAGGCCGAUAACAAUGGAUGCUGGGUCUAUAGUUCUGAUGGACCUUUUAUGGUCAGAUCCUACCGAAAAUGAUAGCGUAGAAGGUUUGAGACCAAAUGCUAGAGGACCUGGUCUUGUCACCUUUGGGCCUGACCGAGUAACAGACUUCUGUAAGAAAAACAAGUUACAGCUCAUUAUUAGGGCACAUGAAUGUGUGAUGGAUGGAUUUGAGCGGUUUGCUCAGGGUCAAUUGAUUACUCUUUUUUCUGCAACCAACUAUUGCGGGACGGCAAACAAUGCUGGUGCUAUAUUGGUAAUUGGCAGGGGGUUGGUAGUGGUUCCAAAAUUGAUUCACCCGUUGCCACCUCCUCUUCGAUCGCCGGAGACAUCGCCAGAACGCAUUAUUGAUGAUGCAUGGAUGCAGGAGCUGAAUAUUCAAAGACCGCCGACCCCCACUCGUGGUCGGCCCCAGCCUGACCUUGACCGCAGCUCACUUGCAUAUAUAUAACAUUUCUAUGCCUGACAGAUUUGCUAAAAGUUACGACACUCCGCAGCACUUGGAUAUUUAUUUGUGAAUUUCGUGCAGCGGAACAAGACAGGGUCGGGAUGUUGUAUUUUUGAAGAUGCAAGUAGUGAAAUGUCGCCAUAUCUAGUGUACAAAUAGCUUGAGAAUAGCAGAGUAAUGAGCUUUCGACAAGCGAGUGUAAGGUGUGUCCUACAAGUCUUGGAAGGGAUUUUGGCUAAAGGUGAAAUUGGUUUGGUAGCUCGUUGUAUUAUAAGUUGAAGGUUCUUUUCAAAAUUUCUGAUUACAUAUUUGUGAGGAAUGUGUAUUGUAAACAUUAAUGGUGUUAAUAUCCUGGUUCUUCCUUGAUUAAUUUCUUCUGUUUAACCCUCAAGGAUUGUAUCAAAUUGUAUAUUGUCCAUCAUAUGCAUGCAUGAUCCGAUCCAUGCAUUCAAAUACACAGGUGGUUUGGAUGGAGUA
Carica papaya (papaya) is the source of this 3381-nucleotide messenger RNA. The record is from RefSeq and is a predicted model, not a curated record. NCBI's taxonomy places the organism in Eukaryota, Viridiplantae, Streptophyta, Magnoliopsida, Brassicales, Caricaceae.